Dovyalis caffra is the source of this 420-nucleotide messenger RNA. NCBI's taxonomy places the organism in Eukaryota, Viridiplantae, Streptophyta, Magnoliopsida, Malpighiales, Salicaceae. The record is from the annotation of a GenBank genome assembly.
AUGGCAAUGAUCACCAGAAACACCGCCACUCGCCUCCCACACCUCUUCUCCCUCCACCGCCCCGCCACCGCAUCUCUCCACACAACCCUCCCUUCUCUCUCCCCUGACCCAACACCAGCACCCGCUCCCUUCUCUCGCGCACCGCCACCUUCCACAUCUUCGCCUACAGGUGUAUCCAAGACGGCGGAGUUUGUGAUUUCUAAGGUUGAUAGUUUGAUGAACUGGGCACGUACUGGAUCUAUUUGGCCUAUGACUUUUGGGCUUGCUUGUUGUGCUGUUGAGAUGAUGCAUACUGGUGCUGCUAGAUAUGAUUUGGAUCGGUUUGGGAUUAUUUUUAGACCAAGUCCUAGGCAGUCUGAUUGUAUGAUUGUUGCUGGCACUCUUACUAACAAAAUGGCCCCUGCUCUUCGCAAAGAAUAG